AUGAUUAUUUACACUGUAUUAUUUGCCUUUAUACCAUUUAUUCGAUCGCAACUUACCACCCAAGAAUUAGAAGAGGAAAAUGCUCAAGAAAUAGCUAAUCGGACAUAUGUUGAGGAGCAGACUGAAUUACAACGUACUAUUCUCAGCAAAUACAACAAACGUGUACGACCCGUGUUGAAUAUAUCAGAACAGUUAGAUGUUGCUGUUCACAUAUACAUUAUGCAUGUAUCCGUUAAUCAGUUGGAACAGACGAUUACACUUAAUGGACAUAUAUAUAUGACAUGGAAAGAUGAAUAUGCUGUUUGGGAGCCAAGUGAACAUAAUGGUGUUCGAAUAACUAUGGUCAAGCAGUGGGAGAUUUGGACUCCGGAAUUAAGAAUUACAAAUAGUGUGUCUGGUGUAGGACAAUUUUUUGAAAUUUCAAGACGAUCUCAUGUUAUCAUACAUUCCAAUGGAAAUGCUUGGAGUCGAGUUGAAAUUUAUCCAACAUUUUCUAUAAAAAUUGGUUGUAAUUUUGAUUAUUCCGCAUAUCCGUUCGAUACACAAAUAUGUGCCCUUGGAAUUUAUGCAACGAAUCGAAUGAGUGAAGUUCAACUUUCUGUUUAUUACAAUAUGCAGCCUACAGUACUACUUGGUUGGGGUAAUCAAUCAAUUAAAAAACAUAUCAGUGAUUGGAUGAUCGAUUCGGUAACAAUGAAUGUUAGUUAUUUCAGUGGUGGUAAUUACAAAGCUGAAAAACCAACUGAUGCUGAAGAAUUGGAUGUUUCCUGGUCUAUCUUAUAUACAUGGUUGACCUUACACCGGAAUGCAUCAUACUUCACUUGGACAUUACUGAUACCAACAUUGAUAUCAUAUAUGUUUGUCAUUUGUUCAUUUCUUCUACCAGCGCCUGAUUCCGCCAUUUACAUUUUACUUGCUAAUUUACUUUUCCUCGGCGUAUUUCUCGAAGAUCUCACAAUAAUGAUUCCACCAGCUAUUGGAAAAUUACCCGAAAUUGGUAGUGCUUUUAUUCUUAACUCUCAAAUUGUACAUUUAGAAGAAAAGAAAGUAAUAAAUAAAGAAUGA
Molecule: messenger RNA, 1065 nt
Organism: Cercopithifilaria johnstoni
Lineage: Eukaryota; Metazoa; Nematoda; Chromadorea; Rhabditida; Onchocercidae
Source: the annotation of a GenBank genome assembly